Molecule: messenger RNA, 2271 nt
Organism: Lodderomyces margitis
Lineage: Eukaryota; Fungi; Ascomycota; Pichiomycetes; Serinales; Debaryomycetaceae
Gene: UBP1
Product: ubiquitin-specific protease
Exons: 1
Coding region: 1-2271 (756 amino acids)
Biological process (GO): protein deubiquitination
Cellular component (GO): nucleus; cytosol
Molecular function (GO): cysteine-type endopeptidase activity; cysteine-type deubiquitinase activity
Source: RefSeq, a predicted model, not a curated record
AUGUUUAUAUCUACACCCACUCGAUUGCUAUUAAUCUUAUUGCUAAAUUUUGUCGUUAUAAACGAGUUGGUCAAGUUGUCGUUGUUCAAGUCAAACAAAGUAUUAGCCACUGCAUCCACUUCGCUCUUGAUUUUCCUAUCCUUAUAUUAUUUAUCAACAUCAGUGUUUAAUUUGAAUUUAACUGAUUCGAAAACUACAUCGUCCUCAGAAACCUGGCAAAAAUAUAUUCCGUUCAACAUCCCCCAGCUAUUGCAUAAAGCUAUGAAUUCAUCAUCACGAUUUGGAAGAACGGGGAUUAAUCGAUUCAAUAGAAGAAAAAGCAAAGAACAGAAAUUUGCAAUCGCUAAUGGUGGUGAGGUUGGAGGUAUUAGCAAUGACGGAAAUACUUGUUUUAUGAAUUCAGUUAUACAAUCAUUUGCGUCAUCGCGACAAUUUAUGAAAUUUAUUGACUCGUAUCUUUAUUCCGAAAUUGAAAUUGAUACAAAUGGCCAAGGGGAGAAGAUUUGCAUGAAAUCCAACCAACCAAAGCCGGAAUUACCAUUCACCACAGCAUUGAAGAAACUAUUGGAUAGUGUUAACGGUAAAUAUGGCUCGAGAGGUAAAGAAUUCUCGACAAAGCCGCUCUUGAAUAAGAUGCCCAAUGGUCCAAGACAAAACUUUUUCAGUGGGUAUAAUCAAGAAGAUGCCCAGGAGUUUUACCAAUUGAUUAUGAAUAUUUUGGAAAAGGAAUUUAAAAAGAUUAGCCAGAGUAGAUUGCCUACGCCCGAGCCAGAAGGUGAGAACAAGGAAGAACACAAGUUUCAAGAUGCUCGCAAUUUGAAGGAGAUCAUUUCUGGGUGCAACAAGUUGGGUAAAUUGGGCGUUGUCUAUGUCCCAGCAGCGCAAGUUGAUCCUAAUUUAGCCGAUGCAGAACACAAGGUUAUGCCAUUAGAACUUAUUACGCCUGUUGAUGGAAUCUCUUGUGAACGUAUUGGCUGUUUGACAUGUGGUGAAGUUGGUGGUAUACGGUACGCCGUGACUAGUGGAUUAAGUUUGAACUUGCCGCAGAACCAAUCAUAUUAUUCUAGUUUUAAAUUGUCUCAAUUGUUGAAUGAAUGGAUCACACCGGAGAUUAUUGAUGAUGUCAAUUGUAAUCGAUGUGGGUUGUUGCAAACACAGAAGUUUCUCCUUGGUACCAUCGAUGAACUUGAAAAGAAGGAGAAUGAUAAUACGAAAUUGAUUGUCCAGAUUAAAACCAGAUUACAAGCUAUCGAGUUAGAGCUAGCUAAACAUCAAGUCACCGAUGAAGCAUUUGAAAAAUUGACGGUAAAGAAACAAAUUAAAAAGAGUAGGAAAUCGAAGCAAAUCUUUUUGGACAGACCACCACCUUUGCUUAGUAUACAUAUUAAUCGAUCUCAAUUUGAUCCUAAAACGUACAUGGUUGUUAAAAAUCCAAACAAUGUCACAUUCCCCGCGGUGUUGGACUUGUCUCCAUACAUUGUUGAACCCAAUCAGAUAAAUAUGGAUGCGAGAUUGCCAUUUAGAAAACAGGAUGAGCAUUUAAAGUAUCCCAAUGGGGACAUGGAUGAUGUACUGAUUAGUGGAGGAGAUCGCUUUGGCAAAGGAGAUAGCGAAAGUUUAUCUCCACCUUCGACUUCAGCUGAGACAUCCGUGCCUAGUGAUGGGCUUGUGUCUCCUAAUGGUACAGCUGUAACAACGGCUGAGCAACAACCCAAUCCGAAGUUGUUGUAUAAUUUAAAGGCGGUAAUUGUUCAUUUUGGUACCCAUAAUUAUGGUCAUUAUAUUUGCUACAGAAAGUUGAGAGGAACUUGGUGGAGAAUCAGUGACGAAUCGAUCUAUGUUGUCACUGAAGCUGAGGUUCUUGGCGGACAAGGCACAUUUAUGUUGUUUUAUGAAUAUAAUGAUGGAUAUGUUGAGGUUUUGCAAGAUGUAUCUGACGAUGAGGAAGAGGAAACCAAUGGGACAAUUAACGGCGGUGUUGUAAAUCAGACUCAACCUGUUUCAAGUCCAGAAGAAGGAGCAAAGGAGAGUGAUAGUGAUAGUGGUAUUGAUAGUGAUGAAGAGGUGAGUGGCUCUGACAAUAGUGAUUCCAAAUCUGCAGAACCAACCUUGGGCAAUAUAGUGGAGACUGAACACCAUGAAGAUGUUGGCAAGUUGACAACAUCAGCAGCAUCACUUUCUUCGGAUGUGUCUAUGCGUGAUGAUGAUGAGGAUGAUGGGUCAAAAGAUGACCAAGGUUUCAAUGUAGCCGAAGCACAAGUGCAUUUAUAG